AUGGCUCCACCUGAUGUUAGAGGUCGUCUAACACUAGAUUGUCUACGUUUAUUGGGAUGGGAAGUACGUGUACUAGGCUGCUGUUUCCGUUGCAUGAUAAAGAUGUU
Perkinsus marinus ATCC 50983 is the source of this 107-nucleotide messenger RNA. RefSeq lists its product as hypothetical. The transcript is spliced from 2 exons. The record is from RefSeq and is a predicted model, not a curated record. The annotation marks the transcript as partial. Lineage: Eukaryota; Perkinsozoa; Perkinsida; Perkinsidae.